Messenger RNA from Castor canadensis (American beaver), 5330 nucleotides. NCBI's taxonomy places the organism in Eukaryota, Metazoa, Chordata, Mammalia, Rodentia, Castoridae. The record is from RefSeq and is a predicted model, not a curated record.
AAAUAUGGCAUUCCAGGAAGUGGUGUCAUUUGGGGAUGUGGCUGGGGACUUUACCUGGGAGGAAUGGCAGGACCUGGAUGAUGCUCAGAGGACCCUGUACAGGGAGGUGAUGCUGGAGACCUACAGCAGCCUGGUGUCAUUGGCUGAGUGAAACUGCCCUGUAGCCCUCAGGAAUAAGCACUGUCUUCUUAGUAAAUAUAUGAAAACUAUUUAGGUGCACAGUUCUAGCCCAUGAAGGACUCAGUUGUUCACCCUCUCUCAUGAAAAGUUCAUGUGUCCCCUUGUAUUGCAUAGUUCCAAAGCUAUAGUUUUUCUUGCUUCAAAGAACCUGAUUUAAAAUGGAGGUGAUAAACCAAUUCAGGGUAUGAUACAUAUAUGUAUAUAAGGAAAUGUCACAGUGAAACUCCCUAUAUAACUAUCAUAUGCAGAAAAGAAUGAAGGAAAGAAAGGUAAAAGAAGUCCAGGGUUUGGUAUGGCAUAAGAAAGGGUGAAAGGGAGUGAAUAUUGUGGAAGUAUUAUGUAUUCAUGUAAGAAAAUGGGACAGUGAGACCUAUUGAAACUGUUCUAAAAAUGGGAGGAGGGAGAGUUUGUUAUAACUACUUUAUAAAUGUUACAAUAUACCCCUGGUACAAGUAUAAUAUGCAAAUACAUCAAUAAAAGAAAAAAGAAAGAAAUCAAAAUUUAAAUGUAGCUCCUCAAUGAGACUCGUCCUAUUUCAAGUGUUUGAAAAUGGUUGCUGUGUCUAUUAGCUCCCUUGCUGGUUAUGUCCAUCAUCGCAGAAAUGGAUAGUGGGGGAAAAUACCUGACUUAAUUUUUUGACAAAAUCCUACCUUGUUUGGCAUGAACAGGGCAAUGCAUCACCAAACCUGAGCUGAUCUUCAUGCUGGAGCAAGGAGCAGAGCCAUGGAUGAGAAAAGAACCCCUAAGCCAGAACCCACCAGGUGCAUCAGUGCAUCCUGAUUGAGGAGGGCAUUAGAGGGGAGUCCAGCAGAUGUGGGGCAUAUUGCACUGAUGUCACCAGGUUAUCUUCCAGAUUACAGACCCUAGUAUGUUGUGCUUGCACACAUCAAACCUGUGAAUUACCUUCCCCAAGGAGUGUUCUUUGACAUAUAUUUUUCACCUUUAUGCCAAAUCUAAACCCUGUUCUUAGAUAUUUUUCUUUAGUAUUUACUUUCUCAGUCUUCUGAGUUGGCUCACCCUCCAUUUUCAUAGAUUUUUUCCAAUCGAUUUCAUUUUUAUUAAUAAAUUUUGUAGGACUGUGGUUGAAUUCAGGGUUUUGAGCUUCCAAAGAAGGCAGGCCCUUGCAAACCAAGUGCUCUAUCACUUGAGCCACAACUCCAGUCCAUUUGGCUGUGGUUAUUUUUGAGGUGGGGUACUGUGAACUACUUGCCUGGGGCUUGCUUUUAACCAAGAUUUCUGAUCUCAGCCUCCUGAUGAUCUAGGAUUAGAGUUGUGAGCCUUUGGCACCUGGUUUAAAAAUUUUUUUGAGACAGACUCCUGAUACAGAACCUGGCUUUUUUGUAGUCAGAUUUUCCUGCUUCUGCCUCCUUAGGGAUUGGAUUACAGGAGCCUGCCCUCAUGCCUGGUGUCUCAUGGACUAAUGUUGUCUGACAAUUAUUCAUAAGUUAUUUAUGCUUCAUCACAUUGUACUGAUGCUGGUUUUAACACUGGCAGUUUUAUAGUUUUAAUGAUGUAAGAAAUUAUGAAAAUAAUGCCUUUCCUCAAAUUUAUAGUGUGCUGAAAAACAAAAAGGUAAUUUAUUUUAAGUAGUCAAAUAAGAACCAUGAGCAAUAUUUCAUCAAUGUAAGAAAAGAAAUCUUGAUAUGUCACAAUUUAAAAAGGAUAGUCAAAGAGAACAGUCUUAGGAGGAGUUUGUUUGUUUGAAUUUGCUGUGUUGGGGAUUAACCCAGGGCCUCGAGGUUGCUGGUCAAGUAUUGUACUAGUAGGCUACAUUUGUAGUGGGAUUAUGAAGUGUUCAUCUUGACAUAACUUGAGAUUUAGUUUUUGUUUUCAAAAUUUUACAUAAUAGGUAAAUAUGAAGACCUACUUUUGAGAGUCUGUAUCACUCUUGGAACCACAAAUUUGGAAACUGGUAGUUUGAAGCUGUUAUUUAAACUUACAGAGCAGUGUACAUAAGGAGUGGAUAAGAAAAUGAGAAAAGUUCAGACUUACCCUUGUGAACCAUGAUGUCAGACACCAUGAAAUGGAAGGUCCAGCAUAUGGGUCUGCAUUUGUGGAAAAGCCAGGACAUUCUUGGUCCUGAGCUCAAGUGAACCAAGGAUUUCAUGUUGAGCUCACAUCUCUGUUUGGGAGUGCAGUUUGUCAUUAGAAUUUCCAUCUUUUCUUAGUGGAUAUCAGUAUAAACAAGAAAGAGGAGGAGAAAUGCUGAGAAGACUCCAUUUUAUAUGAGAAUAGGAGAAAGCUUACAGUCCAGUGCACAAGAUAACAUCAUUCAGGAGAAGUUGAUUAUCAAGCAUGUGUGUCUGUACCAGGAAUAGGGGGAGAUACUGUGACUUUUGGUCUUAGAAACUGCCUGAGAAGCACUGUAUAAAGAUGAUGGGCUUCAUAGGUGGGUGUACAGGGCACUGGGAUGAAGAAAAAACUUACAAUUCUGAGAAACAGAGUUAGUGAGGUUAAAUUAGAAUUUUGUGUAGGAAGCUCUUUUCAUCUAGAAUGGGAAAGAAGAUAUUUUGUGUUUGAAAAACUCCCUAGAUACAUAUAGUUAUUCCCCAUGUAAGAAUGAAAGCUAAAUAAAUACAGAUGCAAAUGCUGUACCAAUGUCAUGUUCCUGUUCUGGUGGCAUUCAGUCAGACUUCACUUGUAUCAUGCAAGUUGCUGGUCCUAAAAAUUCUUGUGCCCAUCAGAGUAUAAUAAUGAGAAGAACAGCUGGAGACUGCAGCAUGUCAAAACAAUAGAGAAAAACAAUGGGGGACAGAAAUGGCAAGGCAGAAACAUUCCAUGGAAAAUGAUGCCUAGGUUGUAGGUGAAUAUUUUAAUCAAUACUACCAUGUGCAAAUUAGAUGAAAGAAGCAAGGAAAAACAGUUCAACAAUAUAAAAUCUAUCGCUGUCAUUUAUUACUUGAAGUCAGUAGGAAGACAAUUAUUUACUUACAAGCCAAUACCUUUUGAGGUUUUUAUGAAAUCUUAUGCCAGUAGGACAGGAAGAACCUCCUUCAUAUACACAUACAAUUUCCAUAGAAAUGCUUAGAUGUGUUUCAUGUAUAUGGUUAUUUUCCUUUUUUCUCACUUCAGAUGUCCAGCAAGUGAAUGUCAUAAUUGAGAACAGUGAGGAAAGACAAGACAGACAUUUGUGGUAAGCUGGAAUCACUAUGAACAACACACCACCUAAGGAGAGAGUUAUAUUAGGCCAUGCCAUUCAUUUGAGUUCCAGCCAUAUUUCAAAUCCGAUUGUAAAUUCUGAAGGCUCUUUAGGAGUGAAGGCCAAGGAGUUGAAUGUAUGUCAAAACAGACAUUGCCCUAGUAAGCCUGGUGGGAUGUAUGCUGAUGAGAAUCCCUAUAAGUGUAAUCAGUAUGGAAAAUACUAUGUAAAGAAGUCACACCUCACCCAGCAUCAGAUAAUUCACACUGUGAAGAAGCCCUAUCAGUGUAAUCAGUGUGGAAUAGCCUUUCACAAUGAGUCACAUCUCACGAAGCAUGAGAUACUUCACACUGGGGAGAAGCCCUACAAAUGUAGUCAGUGUGGUAAAACAUUGCCAGGAAGUCAUACCUUACCACGCAUGAGAUGAUUCACACUGAGGAGAAGCUGUGUAAGUGUAGUCAGUGUCAUAAAACCUUUGGCUAUAAGUCAACUCACUAGGCAUGAGAUGAGUCACACUGGGGAGAAGCCCUACCAGUGUUGUCAGUGCGGGAAAGUCUUUCACUUGAAGUAUGUCCUCGAUGUACGUGAGAUAAUUCACACUGGGGAAAGGCCCUAUCAAUGUAAUGAGUGUGGAAAAACCUUUGGCCGGAAAUCACACCUCACCAAGCAUGAGAUAAUUCACACUGGGGAGAAGCCCUAUCAGUGUAGUCAGUGUGGAAAGUCCUUUCACUGGAAGUCAAUCCUCACUAAUCAUGAGAUAAUUCAUACUGGGGAGAAGCCCUAUCAGUGUAGUCAGUGUGGAAAGUCCUUUCACCAGAAGUCAGAUCUCAUUGGACAUAAGAUGAUUCACAUUGGGGAAAGGCUCUAUCAAUGUAAUGAGUGUGGAAAAACCUUUGGCUGGAAAUCAAACCUCACUAAGCAUGAGAUAAUUCACACUGGUGAGAAGCCCUAUCAGUGUAAUCAAUGUGGAAAAACCUUUUGCCAAAAGUCAAGACUCACCAGUCAUGAGAUGAGUCACAGUGGGGAGAACCCAUACAAGUGCACUCAGUGUGGUAAAACCUUUUCAGGGAAGUCAGGCCCCACCAUGCAUGAGAGAAUUCACAUUGGGGAGAAGCCCUAUGACUGUAGUCAGUGUCAUAAAAUCUUUGUCUCAAAGUUAAAACUCACUAGCCAUAAGAUGGUUCACAAUGGGGAGAAGCCCUAUCAGCGUAGUCAUUGUGGAAAAUCCUUUCACCUGAAGUCAAUCCUCAUUGGGCAUGAGAUAAUUCACACUGGGGAGAAGCCCUAUCAAUGUCAUGAGUGUGGAAAAACCUUUUGCCAGAAAUCAAACCUCACUGUGCACAAGAGAAUUCACACUGGGGAGAAGCCCUAUCAGUGCAAUCAGUGUGGAAAAACCUUUAGCCAGAAGCCACACCUCAGCAAGCAUCAGACCACUCACAAGAGAAGAGACUUUUGAAGGUGGAAGAGCUUUCUCAGAAAUAGAGAAUUCUCACAGUGGGACAAUCUUGAAUCGCAGAGACUAGAUAUGUAUCCUCCAAAAGCUAUUUUCUUUUUUCUACGGUAGCACAAGCUCUUCUCUGCUUCCUCUUUCUGUGGCCAACAGUCCACAGCUCUCUGUGGAGAUAAAGACAGAAAUGAUGAACCUUCCUUCCAGGCCUAAAUUUAACAGUGACCUUCCAGUCCUACCAGACUUGCGGUUGAGCACUACAUGUCUUCAGUCAUUGUGAUUUCAGACAGAAAUGUAGAGAACAUUGGACUUUCCAUCACUGGCCCAGCACCCUCCAUCUGUUACAUGAGAGAAAUAAACCCUACAGUGCUCAGCUGUUUUAUGUGUGGUCUGUGCAUUUCAGCAUCCAAAGCACUGUUGCUUACUCACUUUAAAAAUAUGGGAGGUGUUCCUGAGAGACUCACCCAGUUCAUGUUUAUCAGCAAAUUCAUACAGACUGGAAACCUGUAUUGUCCUCUUUCAUCUCCAAGUCAGAUUUUUGGAGAAUGAAAGAAAUGGGAACAG